AUGGGGAAACUUAUUCGCCUUGAGCUUUUCAAUUUCAAAUCCUACAAGGGACAUCAUGUUUUGCUGUUUGGAGAUGCCUACUUCACAUCCAUUAUCGGACCUAAUGGGUCUGGCAAGUCCAACUCGAUGGAUGCAAUUUCUUUCGUCUUGGGAAUAAAAUCAUCACAUCUGCGGUCUACGAACCUACGCGAUCUCGUCUACCGUGGCCGUGUCCUGCGCACAUCGAAAGUCGACGCCGAUGGCAACGCUACCGAUGCGGUACCGAACGGAGAAGAGCAAAACGAAAACGGCGUCGACGGGGAGGAAUCGCAGGAUCCCAGUGGAUUGAAUGAUCCAAAAUCCGCAUGGGUCAUGGCCGUGUACGAGGAUGAUGCGGGCGAGGAGCAGCAAUGGCGACGGUCGAUCACAAGCUCCGGUGUUAGCGAAUACCGAAUCAAUAAUCGCAUCGUGACUGCGCAACAAUACAACGAGGCUCUUGAGGCGGAAAAUAUUCUGAUCAAAGCGCGCAAUUUCCUGGUCUUCCAGGGUGACGUUGAGGCGAUUGCUUCGCAGUCCCCCAAGGACUUGACGCGGUUGAUUGAGCAGAUUUCAGGAAGUCUUGAAUACAAAGCUGAAUACGAACGUCUUAAGGCGGAAGCUGAGGAGGCCGCGGAGCAGCAGACUAUCCAGCUCAACCGACGGAGAGGAAUCAAUUCUGAAAUUAAGCAAUACCAAGAGCAAAAGCGUGAGGCCGAAAACUAUGCUAGGAAGGCAGAGGAACGUGACCAGGCGGAGAUCACUCACAUUCUCUGGAAGCUUUUCCAUUUCCAGCGUUUGAUUGACGCGUCCAGCUCGGAUAUCCAGAAGUACCAAGAGGAACUCAAGGAAUAUCGUCGCGGAGUUGAGAAAUAUGAGAAGAAUGUUGAGAACGCCAAGGUAGAGCAUGCGAAGGUUGGCAGAGAUGUGGCCAAGGCAGAGAGAAAUAUUAUCAAGAAGGAGAAAGAUAUCGAAGAGGCGACCAACGCCUUGGUCCCUGUGGACGAAAAGGUUGAUAUCACCAGGAAGAAGGUAGAGAGGUUUGCCUCUCGGAUUGCCGAAAUUGGCAAGGAACGGGAUUCCCAGGCGGCCAAUGUGAAACAAUUGGAGAAGGACCUCAAAGUCAUCGAAAAAGCUCAGGCUCAGUGGGAGGCUGAAUGGCAUAAGACAAUGAGUAAACGGGGCGGUCAACUGAGCGAAUCUGACCAGCAGGAGUACAAAAUGCUCAAAGACGAAGUCAGCAAGCGAUCGUCUGCGGAGCAACUCAAUCUCGACAAUCUAAGGCGUCAGAGAAAGACGGAAGCCGAGGCCUACAACAGUUUGAAGAGCAAGUUUGACUCAACAGAGUGGCAGCUCAAGAGCUUAGAAACUGAUACGCAGACCUUGACGGAGCGCAAAUCAGCUUUGAACGACACGGUCAAGACCACUUCUAAGGAGAUUGACCGCAAGAAGAAGGAAUUGAAUGCGCUUACCUCGGAGCGCUUGCGCAUCUCUCAGAUGAGGACAGAGCUUGAGGAGAAAGUCCAGGUCGUCUUGAAAAAGCUUCUUGAGGCUGACGAUGGCAAGAAGCAAACAGAGAGGGAACUAAGAGCUAAGGAGCUAAUCUCGACCUUGAAGCGCAUAUUUCCUGGUGUGAAGGGCCGUGUCAGUGAUCUUUGCCGACCUAAGCAGAAGAAAUAUGCCGAAGCCGUCAGUACGGUGCUGGGUCGUCACUUUGAUGCCAUCGUCGUCGAUAAUGAGAAGACCGCCAAGGAGUGCAUCCAGCACCUCCGAGAUCAGAGAGCCGGGCAGGCAACUUUUAUCCCUCUGGAGACCAUCCAAGUCAAAGCCUUCAACUCAAAUCUGAAAGGCAUUCACCGAGGAAUGCGCCCAGCUAUUGAAACGGUAGACUACGACGAAUCUGUUGCAAGGGCCAUCAGCUAUGCCUGUGGAAACGCCAUUGUCUGUGAUGAUUUGGCGACAGCCAAGUACCUUUGCUAUGAGAGGAACGUAGACGCAAAAGCCGUCACMCUCGAUGGAACUGUGAUUCACAAGGGUGGUUUGAUGACUGGUGGUAGAGGCCCCCAACAGAAUUCAAAGCGAUGGGAGGAUUCCGAGGUUGAGAAUCUUCACAAGCUCAAGGACAAACUGAUGGCCGACCUCGCCAACCUGCCUAAGGGCCAUCGCAGAGGCACUGAAGAAGAGACUUUGCAAGGUGAAUUGGUGGGUCUGGAGCAGCGCCUAGCCUACGCGCAAGAGGAGCUCAAGGCUCUCGAAAGAAACCUCAAGAGCAAGCGCACGGAAUUAGAUUUCGUGAAGCGCCAGCUCGAAGACUUGAGACCAAAAUACAUGGAACGCCAGGAAGCUCUUGAAGAACUCGACCAGACCAUCGCCCAAUCGCAAGAGUCUGUCAGCAGCAUUGAGGAUGAAAUCUACCGCAAAUUCUGCAAGCGCCUGGGUUACGCUAACAUUCGUGAAUACGAGGUCCAACAAGGGUCCUUGCAAGAGGAGGCCGCUCAGAAGAAACUCGAGUUUACGACUCAGAAAAGCAGGAUUGAGAAUCAACUCAGCUUCGAGAGGCAACGACUUCAGGCGACGAAUGAUAGGAUUGCCAGCCUUCAGGCACAGCAUGAGCGGGAUGAGAGUCUAAUCGAGGAACUCAAAGCCGAACAAGAGCAAAUCCGGAAUCAGCUGGAUGAAUACAAUGCUGAGCUGGAUGUCCUUAGGGAGCGACUGCAGGAGCAAAAAGAGGCUUAUGCGCAAUCAGCGGAGAACCUCGCACGGCAGCGCCGGGAACUUCAGAAACGCAGCAAGGACGUUGAAGGCAUCCUAAAGAAUGUUAGCGCCUUGGAGACCGAAAUCCAACGUAACUCGUCCAGCCGAUAUGCUGUCCUAAGGCGCUGCAAACUCGAGGAUAUCAACAUACCUCUCACGGAAGACUCUAAUUCGCUUGAUCAACUGCCUAUCGAUGACAUUGUUCAGACAGCCGACCCUGAUGCAAUGGACGUUGAUGAGGAUGCCAAUGAUGGAAGUGGUAAAGUGCAAGACUAUGGUAUUGAAGUCGAUUUUGACUCGCUAGGGGAGACCCUCAAGGAGGAGGGCGACGAAAAGGUAGAAGAGGAACUGCUCGACAGGAUCAAAACUCUCAACAGCGAGUUGGACAAGAUGGCGCCGAAUACACGUGCAAUGGAGCGUCUAGAAAGCGUUGAAAACAAGCUGCGAAGCACUGAGAAGGACUUUGAUGAGGCACGCAAACGGGCUCGGAAGGCCAAAGACGAUUUUGAGGAAGUGAUGCGAAAGCGAUCAGAUCUCUUCAACAAGGCGUUCUCUCACAUCUCGGAGCAAAUUGGCCCCAUCUACCGUGAGCUGACUCGCAGUGCCAAUUAUCCAUUGGGAGGGCAAGCGUACUUGGACAUUGAGGACUCUGACGAGCCAUACCUCGAUGGUAUCAAAUAUCACGCCAUGCCCCCUCUCAAACGUUUCCGGGACAUGGAGCACCUAUCCGGUGGUGAGAAGACUAUGGCUGCGCUGGCUCUGCUCUUCGCCAUCCAUUCUUACCAGCCAUCGCCCUUCUUUGUGCUGGACGAAGUUGACGCUGCCCUUGACAAUACCAAUGUGGCUCGCAUCGCCAACUAUAUCCACGAUCAUGCGGCUCCUGGCAUGCAGUUCAUUGUCAUUAGCUUGAAAACUGGGCUGUUCCAGAACAGUGAAGCAUUGGUUGGUAUCUACCGAGACCAGGUCGAAAACAGCAGUAAAUCCUUGACGCUUGAUCUCCGGAAAUACAACUAA
Molecule: messenger RNA, 3783 nt
Organism: Aspergillus pseudoviridinutans
Lineage: Eukaryota; Fungi; Ascomycota; Eurotiomycetes; Eurotiales; Aspergillaceae
Product: cohesin subunit SMC1
Exons: 6
Coding region: 1-3783 (1260 amino acids)
Biological process (GO): sister chromatid cohesion
Cellular component (GO): chromosome; nucleus; cohesin complex
Molecular function (GO): DNA binding; ATP binding; protein binding
Source: RefSeq, a predicted model, not a curated record